AUGUCCCCCGACCCCAUACCCCUUCCAUCCGACCCUAUCUGGGGUUCCGCUCCUCCACCCUAUCGGUCCACCCAAUCCUACUCCUACUCCCUCCUGCUUUUCCGACCUGCUUGGUUGGCCAUCCUCCAUUCCCCUGUUCCUCUGCUCCUCGUUCCCCCAUUCCUCUGUUCCCCCGUUCCCCCGUUCCCCGUUCCCCCGUUCCCCCGUUCCCCCGUUCCCCCGUUCCCCCGUUCCCCCGUUCCCCGUUCCCCCCGUUCCCCGUUCCCCCGUUCCCCCGUUCCCCCGUUCCCCCGUUCCCCCGUUCCCCCGUUCCCCCGUUCCCCCUCCCCCGUUCCCCCGUUCCCCCGUUCCCCGUUCCCCCGUUCCCCCGUUCCCCCGUUCCCCCGUUCCCCCGUUCCCCCGUUCCCCCGUUCCCCCAUUCCCCCCGUUCCCCCAUUCCCCCGUCCCCUCCGCUCAUCCAACUUCCCGUGUGUCAGAACUAGACCCCACACUCUCACAUCAUCCCCUCCAUUCCGCUCUGCUUCAGACUUCAUUCAAGCAGUUCCCUCCGCUCCGCUUUUACUGUUGGUUCCGACCACAGUAGUCUCCCGCUUCCCUCCUGUCGGGCAGAACAACCCCCGCCUGACUUUCCCGCACUCACCUAGUAGUCCGUCGGUCCUCCUUCAGAGGACCCCGUUCCAACGUCCUGUCGGAACCCAUAGAAUUUGUGUCGGACUACAUUCCGAAAUUAGGGGCACGUACUUCGGUGUCUCAUCACCUCCCACGUCUGAGGCACCUAAUAGCUCUCCCAUUUUGAAGAGUAACUCUUCCAGCUUAAGAGCUAGUCCCCCAGUGACCCCAAAUAAACAUAUUAGUGUUCAGCCUUCCACAUCCGAAGUGUCUGCUCCCAUUUUGAAGAGCUAUACCUCUUCAUGCUUGAGGGCUACUUCCCCAGUGACCCCAACCAAACCUAGAGUAUCCACUACUGGAUCACUGCCUCCUGUAUUUGAGGCACCUACUAGCUCUGCUAUACUGAGGAGUAGCUCCCCCAUACCAAGUAGCUCGCCUAUCCUGAGGGGCAACUCUCCCACUGCAAAGGCUCCAUUUCUCUUGACCACCAUGUCCAAUGAGGGUAACCCCAUAGUAGCCCACAGAUAUGGUUCUCACAAGAGGCCAUACCAGUAUAGCAUACUGUCAGGUGAUGAACUUGAUGACUGCAAGAAUGUUCACACAAAGAAAUCCAAGCUGUUUACAUCAAAAUUUAUUUCAACCAGCUGCAUGCUUGAGCUCUCUUGUGUCAGCUGCCGGACUUUCACCGCCAAGAUGGAAUACCAGCGUCUAUGUGCUGAAGAACUAGAACUAAUGAUGUCCCUCAUGAAGGAUGAAAUGGAGGAGUCCCAGGCGCAUCUGACUGAGACCGAUUUACAAAUAGGCUCACUUUGGAACAGCCUCUACGAUGCAGGAGUGGCAGUAAUAGGGAGCAAAGGGAGAAAAGACGCCAAGAAGGAUCUCGGAAAUAGCAGGUUGUUCCCUGGUUGCCGAGACCACAAGGCUGAUGACAGCAGUGACCCUUACCACUCUUCGGUCUCUUCUGGAUGCGAUGGCGGUGUUGAUGACAAGUGGGGGGCAGCUGAGGCGUGA
Messenger RNA from Suillus paluster, 1620 nucleotides. RefSeq lists its product as uncharacterized. The record is from RefSeq and is a predicted model, not a curated record. Lineage: Eukaryota; Fungi; Basidiomycota; Agaricomycetes; Boletales; Suillaceae. The transcript has 6 exons. Bases 1 to 1620 code for a protein of 539 amino acids.